AGGGCACAAUUGCGGUUUCUGACUUUGGUGGAAUUUGUGGAGGAUCAGGAGAAGCGUAAAGAAAUACUCCAUGAAUAUAAAAAAUGGCGUCAUAGCAGAAAUGCGAAGGAGUAUUGGAAGAGGAGAGAAGACGCUGAGCUUGGGGAAGAAGAUGAAUCAGAGGCAAGCUCUUCUGUGGCCGGCAGCAGCACCACAAUUUUGGCUGAAGCAAAGAGAAUCAUCAUCAAUAGCCUGCCACUUACAAGUAUUGAUUCCAACAACAACGUAUAUGCCAGUAGUUUGAUGCUUAACCAGAUGGAAAACUUCCUUUCUGAUAUCAUGAUAUCUCUGCUCAACAUAGUCAUCAACGUUAAUUGCCGUAUACUCACCAGGAUAAACGAAGAAAGCAGGAUCCUGGAUUUAAUCAACGCUACCGCAGACCAAGUCCUUAUCCGUAUACUGCAAUGCGUGAAGACGAUGGUAGAGCCACUUCCCUUUCACAAUCAGAAGAAGGAGAUCAAAGAGCUUGAAUUGUGUACAUGGUAUCUACAACCCUGUUUCCAAAAACGCUUUGACUCAGAUGACCUGUCCAUCAUGUUUAAUUGGCACAAUGUCAGCUGCUUUACAGAUACCGACAUCUAUACUACUCAAAACUGUCCAGAUGGCUGCGUUGAAAACCACCUCACAGCAACAGGUUAUCGGGACGUUAAACCAAUCAAGCAUUCCAAGAACCAUCGUAAAGUAAACAUCGAUUUGCAUCGUUUGGGCACUUUCGCGAAGACUGGUUCAAGCAAGUUCAGAUCAAGGUACAUGUUUUAGGUUAUGACU
Molecule: messenger RNA, 807 nt
Organism: Mucor mucedo
Lineage: Eukaryota; Fungi; Mucoromycota; Mucoromycetes; Mucorales; Mucoraceae
Exons: 3
Source: RefSeq, a predicted model, not a curated record